Molecule: messenger RNA, 3348 nt
Organism: Brienomyrus brachyistius
Lineage: Eukaryota; Metazoa; Chordata; Actinopteri; Osteoglossiformes; Mormyridae
Product: aminoacylase-1A-like
Exons: 16
Coding region: 274-1539 (421 amino acids)
Biological process (GO): amino acid metabolic process
Cellular component (GO): cytoplasm
Molecular function (GO): aminoacylase activity
Source: RefSeq, a predicted model, not a curated record
AGGACGACUCCUACCAAUUAAAUAUACCGAAGGAAAAGGAAGUAGCGUGAUUUGAAAAAAGUGAAGUUUGCCCCUCUUGUACUGCGAGACAAGGUACAUCUGGACUGGACAACCGUCUGAUCGUUUCUCCUUCUGCAGCUGCCGCCGGGGCCGCUUUUUUCCGGAGCUCUGCUCGUCAUUUGAUCCGCAGCUCCGUACCCUGGGGAACAGCUCGGAGGAGCGUCCCUCAGGUGAAAGAGCCCAUACCUUGUGCGUGAACCACACACACACAGCAUGCUGCCAGACAAGGAUGAGCCAAGCGGAGUGGGUGGUGGCCAGGCUGGUCCCGUGAGGUCGGAGGACCCUGCUGUCACCCUCUUCAGGCAGUACCUGCGGCUGAGAACCGUCCACCCGGAGCCUGACUAUGAUGCUGCUCUGCAGUUCCUGGACCGUAUAGCCCUGGAACUGGAGCUUCCCAUAAAGAAGGUGGAGGUCUGCCCAGGGAGGGUAAUAGCCAUCAUAACGUGGACUGGCGCCAACCCUCUUCUCAAGUCAGUCCUGCUUAACUCCCACACAGAUGUUGUACCGGUGUACCAGGAGCAUUGGAGGUAUGAUGCUUUUGCUGCAGUCAAAGAUGAGAAUGGAAACAUUUAUGGCCGGGGGACCCAGGACAUGAAGUGCGUGACCAUACAGUACAUCGAAGCCAUUCGCAGACUGAAAUCCCAGGGGAAGACCCUGUCUCGCACUGUCCACAUGAUGUUCGUUCCAGAUGAGGAGGUAGGAGGUCAGAAGGGGAUGGAGAAAUUUGUGGAGCAUCCUGAGUUUAAGAAGCUGAAUAUUGGCUUCGCGCUGGAUGAGGGUUUGGCUAAUCCUGGGGAGCCAUUCACCGUGUUUUAUGGAGAGAAAAAUCCAUGGUGGAUCACUGUGACGUGUCCAGGGAACCCAGGCCACGGAUCCAGGUUUGUGGAGAACACAGCGGCUGAGAAACUGCGCCGAAUAAUCAACACCUUCCUAGAUUUCAGAGAAACGGAGAAGAAGCGGCUUAACACCAGUGAGUGUUUCACUCUGGGUGACGUCACCACCGUCAAUAUGACCAUGGUGAAAGGUGGCUUGACGUAUAACAUGGUGCCUGCCGAAAUGGAUGUCAGUUUCGACCUGCGCAUCCCCCCCACUGUGAACCUGCAGGAAUUUGAAGAACGGAUUAAGCAGUGGUGCAAGGAAGCCGGAGAUGGCGUGUCGUACAAGUUUGCUCAGAAACACAUGAACCAGUCUGUGACCUCCACGGCAGACAGCGACCCCUGGUGGAAUGCCUUCAGCAUGACAUGCAAAGCCAUGAACAUGAAGCUGAAAACGGAGAUUUUCCCAGCUGCCACCGACAGCCGUUUUAUCCGGGCCGUGGGCCUUCCGGCCAUCGGAUUCUCCCCAAUGAACCACACACCAAUCCUGCUACACGACCACAACGAGUUCCUCAAUGAGAAUGUGUUUCUGCGCGGCAUCCAGGUGUACGAGCAGCUGGUGGCCUCCCUGGCCAGUGUGCCACAUCUUGUAGGAGAGGCCUAGGUGCCACAGAUUGGUGCCACUCUCACUUGCUUGCCUACUUCUCUCUCGCUUGCCCGCUCUUCCCCCUUGCAAAAGGUGCUUCUUGGCUAUAGAUAGUGUUUCCGGAGGUCAUUCUCACCUGAUAAGAGAUUAAUGAUUGUUGACAAACAGUAGAGCAGAAUUGGUGAGUGAUUAACCCACAGUACAAGUAGUAUAUUACGAUGAAAUUAAUUAUGUCAAAGUAGUGAUUUAAUUGCGAUAUAUCGUCCCAGGCUUGAUAUUGUCUUUUCCUUUACCUUCUUUCUUCACAUUUUUUUCCUUUGAUUUCUCCCUACCUCUCUGACAACUAACUCAGGGCGUGUCUGGCCAGCUUGUGCUUAGCAUUCUUGUGCCGUUGCGAGAGCGCCGUGGUGUUCCUUGCAGUCCAAACAAGGGUCGCACGGCUCUUUGCCCAAUCUUCGUUUUCCUCAAUCCACAUCUGUGAUUCGCUCAUUCGAAUCACUAUAUUUUUUUCCUGAAGGUUUAACCAACAGAGUGUUUAGAUGAAAUGUGUAUAUCAAGGCUCCUCCUUGGAAGAUUUUGUGCGAUCAGUCUUUGCUGAGACUUCGGGUUUGGUAGGACUUUGCAUUCCUCUAGCUGCUAUGUUGCCCAUCUCAAGGCCAGCCUGGCAGUUUGGCCUUGGAGUGGGUUCACACCCUCUGUUGGUGGGUCAUCAGUCACCCCAGUCAUCUAAAUGUCGAUGACAUUUAGUUCGAACUGUAGUUUGUUCGAGUCUCAUACUCUAUCUACGGUUGCUGGGAGUCCUGACAAAUCCGUCCGCAGUCUGCGCCUGGUGGUGAGAGACCUGGCAGUACGGUCUUUGUCAUGUGACCUAUAGCAGGCGGCUAACUGAGUCGAGUCAGAUGUGCAUGAUUAUUGGGUGCUGGGGGGUUAAUGAACCCUCAUAACAUGGCUAUAAUCCAAAGCUUAUAUUUAUUGUAUCUUUUUUAGGGGUGCAUCGAUACCGAUACUAGUAUUGAUAUCGGGAACAAUGCAGUACUCAUGUUCUCGUAACAGUGUACUGAUACCUAUAACAGACACUACGUAAUGACAUAUCAGCGAUGUCGUUAAUGAGCGAAACAAACGGGACCACAUAAUUUCUGUGGUAUGGUACAUCAAAAUUAUCUACAAAAACCAAAGGAAUGUGGACUGUAAAGUGUGAUCUGCUAAAAUAUCAAGAGGAGAGACAAAACAAUACAACACAAAUAAUCUACUUAAAGAUGUAAAAAUUAAACACAGAGAGUAUGACAAAAUUUGCACCGGCUACACUCUGCAGCAAACACGAGCACGGAGCAAGUAAAUGUCAAAUGAUAACCCUUGUGCAGUGAAAAAAACAGAAGUAUAUUAUGUAGUAUAUUGUGUUUGACAAUUCAACAUAAUGUCGUAAUAGUGGUACGCAGAAAGUGUAACACCUUCUGAAGGUUUUGCGAACCUCUGCUUUAGACAGUUUCAGAGGUGAUGUUUUUGAAUCAUAAUGAAGAUCAUUAUUUCCCACAGAGUAAAAAGCAAUGAUCGUUUAUUCUAAUGUUUUUAAAUUAAAAUAUGGCAUAUUAUUUUUUAGACAUCAUUCGGUCCUAAUUGGUAUCGGUGAGUAGCGGAAAGCAAGUAUCGGUACUUGGUCUGAAAAAGAUGGUAUUGAUGCGUUCCUGACCUUUUUAAAGACAAGGGACUUUUUUUGUAACUUUCAGAUAAAAGUUACUUAUUUAAUUUUUUAUGCAUCAUAAAUUAUACUGUUUCAUUUGAUUUUAUAGCACUGAUCUGAUGAUUUGAAUAAACAUUUGCUUUCACACA